Messenger RNA from Orbilia oligospora ATCC 24927, 1389 nucleotides. RefSeq lists its product as uncharacterized. Gene Ontology annotation, molecular function: protein kinase activity; ATP binding. The record is from RefSeq and is a predicted model, not a curated record. Lineage: Eukaryota; Fungi; Ascomycota; Orbiliomycetes; Orbiliales; Orbiliaceae. Gene Ontology annotation, biological process: protein phosphorylation. The transcript is spliced from 3 exons. The coding region runs from base 1 to 1389 and encodes 462 amino acids.
AUGGAUCUAUUCAGCUUCUUGGAAGCAGUGGCUCCUCCAAAGAUCCGAAAGACAUCUCCAAUUUCAUCAACUCCCCCGACAAACCCUGUCUCUCCCGGCCAUCAUCUACAAAACUUGAAAGAAUGGCCGGAUAUUCGGAAUAAGGUCCACCAGUUGCUAGACCCUCUUCUGCAGCAGAAAAGUUCCCAAAAAACCCAGUCAAACGCAUUCCGUACCAUCGCAAAUAGGUUUAACCACGAGGCACAGCGAUGGUCUUCCUGCGGGAAUAAAUCGGACGUACUAAGACUCGGGGCCCAUGUCUACGAGCGACCCAGUGUUCGAAUUCUCUAUGAAUUAUUCUCUAUUGACAGUGAUUUUGGACAUCACAAGGGAGCCAUUGUCAUCGGCGACCCAGAUCGUGUCUUCUACACCUACACCUACACCUACACCGGAAAAUCUUACGAAAGAUCAAGGACCAAAUUCCUGAUCCAGUGGGAGCCCCCAUGGACAUUUUCCACGCCUCAAAACCUAAUUCAUCAUUUCAACGAUAACAGAGCUGAUUUAGACGACAAAGUCGUAAAAUUGGUUCACCAAAUAUACGGCUACAUGACAUUCAACAAUCUUACAUAUGGCGGAUUUUGCAAUUAUGAAGCUUUAUAUCUAUUCCGGAGAACUAGAGAUAACGGGUUGGAAGUUUCUCCCCCAUUCCUAUACAGUGACCCCGGUACCCGAGGUCCUGUAGCCGCUUUGAUGUACAUCUGCAAGCAGGCUGUCGAAGAACAUCAAUCUUUCAAUUCCUUCCCGAUAACCCACACCUUUAUUCUAGACGACCUAGAUAUAGAAGGAUCUUGGGAUGAAAACUUAACGGUGCCAUGGAAAGAUAUGGCCCUCAGGCUAAGUGGAACCGGGAGAAAGAAUAUUGCUACAGUAAUGUCGGGAGAAAUUCAACCCCGAGAGGACGUAAAAUUCCGAUAUAGCAGUCCGGCCUUUUUCAAAGUCUAUGACAUCACGAAACCAUAUAAUUUAGACUUUGCCCAUAAAGAAAUUUCUGCGUACAACCGCCUACACUCCCUACAAGGAAAAUACAUCCCGCGGCUCUACGCCGCAGGAUCAACUUGGAAGGCACUCAAAAUUCUCGUCAUCGAGGACUGUGGGCAAACCGCAUGUGAUGAAAAUAUGACAGAAGAGCUCUGGUCGCAAGCAAGAAAGGCAAUCGUCGCCAUCCAUAGGCAUGGAGCCAUCCACGGCGAUAUUCGCAUCGAGAAUUUCGUGAUUGCAAAGGGAACUAUUGAGGUCAUUGAUCUUGGCAUGUGCCGUCAGGGAACUCCGGCAGAGCAAGGUGCUGAGCUUGCAGAACUUGACAGGAUGAGGAAGAGUUGGGAAGCAGAGCAUACGUCUGAUCCUCAGUAA